CCUCGCAAAGUUGGAAGCUUGUUCUGCUGCCGACACCGUGCUGCGGCACGCAAAUCUGCGAGAGGGUGGCUUCGCGCUGCACAAUUUGGCGGCACCCAUCAUUCAUCACCCUCAUUCUCGACCUUCCAACUGAAUUAUAAAUUGACCCAGCUGCUGUAUCUCUCGAUUUUCUCAAGGCUUCAGUUGGCCUACAAUGCUCAUCAAAUGCGUCCCUCUGGGGGCGGGGCAGGAUGUGGGGAAGAGCUGCGUGAUUGUGACGAUCGGAGGGAAGAAUAUUAUGUUCGAUUGCGGGAUGCACAUGGGCUACCAAGACGAACGCCGUUAUCCCGAUUUCUCCUUCAUCUCCAAGUCCGGCGACUUUACCCAUGUCAUCGACUGUGUCAUUGUCACGCACUUCCACUUGGAUCAUAUAGGAGCUCUACCCUAUUUCACUGAAGUCUGUGGUUACGAUGGCCCUAUAUACAUGACCUAUCCGACGAAAGCCUUGGCACCUUUGAUGCUGGAAGACUACCGCAAGGUCAUGGUAGAGAGAAAAGGAGAGCAAGAGCAGUUCAGCGUUCUUCAAAUUCAAAAAUGCAUGAAGAAAGUGACUGCGGUUGAUUUGCGCCAGACAAUAAAAGUGGGUGCGGACCUCGAAUUUAGGGCAUAUUAUGCUGGCCAUGUACUUGGAGCAGCAAUGUUUUGGGUCAAGGCUGGGGACGACACUGUUGUUUACACAGGAGACUAUAACAUGACUCCAGAUCGUCAUCUUGGUGCUGCCCAGAUUGAUCGUUUGGAGCCAGAUCUCCUUAUUACGGAAUCAACUUAUGCAACCACUGUUCGGGAUUCCAAACGAGCUCGGGAACGUGAAUUUCUUAAGGCUGUUCACAAGUGUGUCGCUGCAGGUGGCAAGGUGCUGAUACCUGUGUUUGCACUUGGUCGAGCCCAGGAGUUAUGUAUUCUACUGGAUGAGUAUUGGGAGCGUACCAAUCUUGAUAUGCCCAUCUACAUCUCUGCUGGGCUAACCAUGCAAGCAAAUGUGUAUUAUAAGCUGCUGAUCAGCUGGACCAAUCAAAAAGUCAAAGACACCUAUGUUACAAGGAACACUUUCGAUUUCAAACAUGUUAUACCAUUUGAACGUUCAAAAAUAGAUGCACCGGGACCAUGCGUUCUGUUUGCAACUCCUGGAAUGCUUAGUGGAGGUCUCUCGCUUGAGGUGUUCAAGCACUGGGCUCCUUCAGAGAGCAACAUGAUCAUUCUGCCGGGGUUUUGUGUUGCAGGAACUGUUGGUAGUAAGCUCAUGCCCGGAAAGCCCGCGAAAAUUGAUCUUGACAAGCGCACAACCUUGGAUGUUCGUUGCCAGAUCCAACACUUAUCGUUUAGUGCUCAUACGGAUGCCAAGGGCAUUCUGGACCUUGUGAGGCAUGUUGCACCUAGGAACGUGGUCUUAGUCCAUGGAGAGAAGCCCAAAAUGGCCAUUCUGAAGAAGAAGAUCUCCUCAGAUUUGUGCAUUCCUUGCUACGAUCCAGCAAAUCUCGAGACAGUAGAGAUAACACCUCGAUGUCCUAUUAAAGUUGGAGUAUCCAAGCAAUUUCUUGAAUCUAAUCUCAAAAAAAGUGAGCAAGAGUGCAUACUGGACGUACCGCUGGAGGAGGAAGGUAGUCAGACAGAGAUCGUAGCGUCACUCGAUCUCUCCCAGCUGCAAACAGAGGAUCGUCAGUUCCAACUUCCUCGUGCGAGAGAAGACAUUCUAGUAAACGGCUUUGUCAUAAUGGAAGACUCAUUAAGAAUCAAAGUGAUCCAUCCUGAUGAGGCUUCAUCUGUGCUUGGACUCACCCGGCACCACAUGAGUUUCUCCUGUUUGUGUCCUAUUUACCCAGCCCAUAACGAUGGAAAAAACGAUUUGCCAGUCAGAUGUCCAUCCCCGGUUGAUUUGAAUGCUGCAGAAGAUGGUAGACAAGAAACACUAGUGGGCAUUAAGAGACAAGAAGAGGAGCCAUCGAAGAAACGGCACCGAAUGGAUUUACAACGCAACCUCAGUCUGGACUUGGAACGAGAGCCUGUGUUGGAGGAGUCAACUGAGGAUGCCUGUGAGUUUGAGUCAUCGUCAAGAGAUUUUUUCAAUGGUCCUCCUCAAGAGACGAACCACAACACCGUGCGAGGUUUAGGAGGUGGGAUCAGCCUCGACAUCAAUGCUACACCAGACCCGUCUACUCCUGCUGAAAGCCCUUCCGUUGGAAGCAGAGGCCAAGACAUGGAAUUUGUCAGUGUCUGGCCAGCUCAAAGCCAGCAACGACUAGAGCCCCUUUCCGUUCUUCAUGUAAUAUUUAUGUGUCUAGUCAUGCAGCUUGGAGAAGGCGUAGUGGAGGAGAAGCAUGAAUGUAUACAAGGUAGGUCGAUUAGGAUUAGUGUAAGCCCUGAAGGUAAAAACCUUGACUUGGAGAAUGUUUCACAUUCUAAUGACGGUAUGACGACGACGAAGCCAGUAGUGGUACUACUUUGUGAAUGGUCUUCUGAAGCCCAGAUUCUAGCAGAUAGGAUCCUUAACGUGUUAACAAAAUUGAAGCUGAAGUUGUGAUGACUGGUUCUGAAUGGACUAUGUUACUUUGGGGCAUAUGUGAUAGUAGUAAUUCCUUGGCGUGCUUUUGAAGAGGAGGAGGAGCAUCUACUUGUCUGGAGGGGAAAUUCAGUUUAUUAAAGAAAUUCCAAGCGGCAACACACUUGAAUAUGGUCUUGUUUUUCCAA
Molecule: messenger RNA, 2724 nt
Organism: Physcomitrium patens
Lineage: Eukaryota; Viridiplantae; Streptophyta; Bryopsida; Funariales; Funariaceae
Product: cleavage and polyadenylation specificity factor subunit 3-II
Biological process (GO): snRNA processing
Cellular component (GO): nucleus
Molecular function (GO): RNA endonuclease activity
Source: RefSeq, a predicted model, not a curated record